Molecule: messenger RNA, 351 nt
Organism: Vigna angularis (adzuki bean)
Lineage: Eukaryota; Viridiplantae; Streptophyta; Magnoliopsida; Fabales; Fabaceae
Exons: 1
Coding region: 1-351 (116 amino acids)
Molecular function (GO): ubiquitin protein ligase activity
Source: RefSeq, a predicted model, not a curated record
AUGGCGACGACAGCGGAGCCAGAAGCGAAGACCUACUGGUGCCACAAAUGCGAUAUGAGCGUGUCCCUUACACUCCUUCCCUCGCCUCUCCUCUGUCCCCAUUGCCACACCUCCUUCCUCAAACUAAUGGACUCUCUCUUCUCCCAAAACGAUGUCGAAUCAACCCCCUUUGACCUCAUUUUCCAGGACGCGCUCUUACUCCUCUCCCCGAAACCCCUCCCCGCCAAACCCCACCCUCUCUCCUCCGUCAACGUCACACCCUCGCUCCUUUUCGCGCUCGACCCCAACGGCUUCGUUUUCUUUGCUGUGUGCAAAGACCAAAUUUCCCUCUUUGACGCCGAGGCCAAAUAG